GUCCCCUUUCUUGUGGAGAGCCUUCAGCCACUUCCGGUUACAUGACGACGGCGUCGAGAUACAAAAAAGAGAGAAGGAAAACAGGAAAAUACCUUUCUUGGCAAGAACAGUGGAAACUUAACAUUAAUACUCGUGUUUGUAAUAACCCGUUACUUAUAUGCGGGCACGGCUAACAGUCGAUAUCAGGUCAUUCUGUGUCAUUUCGGCGUCUGAGCAGAGGGAGACCACACAUAUUUGGAGUUUAUUGUUCUUCGCCUGCUAUCCACCUCGCACUAGCUAAGCUAUCUCUGGGCUAACUCAUUAGCUAGCUAGCUAACGUUACUUCCCAGCACAGUGUGCUCUUAGCCUUUUCAGCAGCUAGCCGCUGGGGAGGAAAUAACACCGUUAAGACAGCCGAUUUGCAGCUGGGGUCUGAUAGCCUGCGUAAACUCGGUGACUUUUUGUUGUUGGGCUGAGAAUGGCAACGUCGGCUCUGUACGCCUGUACGAAGUGUAACCAGCGGUACCCUUUCGAAGAACUGUCGCAGGGGCAGCAACUGUGCAAGGAGUGUCGCAUCGCACAUCCCAUAGUGAAGUGCACGUACUGCAGAUCUGAGUUUCAGCAGGAAAGCAAAACAAACACAAUCUGCAAGAAAUGUGCUCAGAACGUCAAACAAUUUGGGACACCCAAGCCCUGCCAGUACUGUAACAUCAUUGCAGCUUUCAUAGGGACAAAGUGUCAGCGCUGCACUAACUCGGAAAAGAAAUACGGACCUCCGCAGACCUGUGAACAGUGCAAACAGCAAUGCGCCUUUGACCGUAAAGAGGAAGGCAGGAGAAAGGUGGAUGGGAAGCUGCUGUGCUGGCUCUGCACUCUGUCCUACCGCCGCGUCCUGCAGAAGACCAAGGAGCAGAGGAAGGGCUUCGGCUCGUCUAACUCCUCCUCCCUGAAUGAGAAAGACCACCACUCCAGACAGCACCAUCACCACCACCACCACCAACACAGACACAGCAGCUCCCACCACAAACUGAGUGGGAGUUUGAGUCCAGAGCAGGAGCAGGGACUGUGGAAGCAGAGCCAUAAGUCGUCUUCAAUCCAGAAGGAGACUCCAAAGAAGAAACCAAAACUGGAGAUGAAGCCAUCCAAUGGGGACAGUUCCAUCACUCAGUCUAUGGAUUCUGGCGGAACGGACAACUUCAUCCUCAUCAGCCAGCUGAAAGAGGAAGUGAUGUCCCUCAAGAGACUUCUACAGCAGAGGGACCAGACCAUUCUGGAGAAGGACCGCAAGCUCACGGAGCUCAAGGCAGACUUUCAGUACCAGGAAUCCAAUAUGAGAGUGAAGAUGAACAACAUGGAGAAAGCGCACAAAGAGGCCAUGGAACAGCAACAGGCUAAAAACAGAGAGUUGAUGAAACAAGUGGCUGCCCUCUCAAAGGGAAAAAAGUUUGACCGGACAGGAAGUUCGCUGCUCUUACCCUAACAAUAGGCCGAGCCGGUAACAACACAGAGUGGCUUCAUUGUUGUAACACUGUGAGUCUCCCCUCCUGUGUUUCCUCAAUCUUUGCCAUCAACAUUGAUUAUGUUCUUAAUUGGUAAAGCCAGAGACCAUGUUGUACAUGGCAAACAGAACCAUCCUCCAAAUGUCAACGUAUUUUACAUAUUUUAUGAUGACUUUGCCACUGGAUGGGUUGUGACUUUGGAAGGAAUGGAGGAUGAAGCCCUCAUUUAAACACUGCCGGGCCAAAAAACGAGCAUGGUGUGCAUAUGUGGAUAGCAUUCUGUCGGCUCCAUGUAUCCACUUGAUUUCUAUGGAUGUCAUGCAAUUUAUUUAUUCAACUGUAUUUCUUAGCUUUUUUGUUUCCUCACAACAUACUCAGAGAAUCUCCCGUAUUUUGGGGUUUUCUUCAAUAGCAAUUAGUUAUAUUUUUCUAAAUGGACGUGAAUAUGGAAGACAAGCUCUCCUUUAUGGAGACCCUACGCAACUUUACAAUGUAUGCAAAUGUGGGAAGGGUGACCGCAGACUUGCUGCCCAGCAGUAGAGUACUCUCUCAGUAUCAAUCGGACAACAACCAAUGAACAUUUUAAAAGGCUGUUUGAUAAGAGAGAGACACCUCCUGGCUGCCCUCUUUCUCACUGUGUGACAGCUGUAGUGCUUUGCUGUUUCUCUUUAGUGGAACGAUUGUAAUACUGCAUGAUUUUACUGCCAUAUACCGGUUGGCAUUGUGGUCACAUGUACUGUAAUGUACUUUUAGACUUCUUUUCCCCUAUCUUUUAAUUAGUUUUUAUAAGAAUCACUUGUAAAGAUAUUGCUGGGGUCAGCCAUUGUAUUUAAACUAUUGCUUGUAUCUGUUUUAGUGAGUAUGUGUAUGGUAAGGCCAGUUGAAAUUAACACGUCUGUAGAAUAUGCUUUUUAAAGGAACACACCUUUCACCAUGCAUUAUUGAGCUGGUUUCAUACUGUGGCGUACAGGAUCACUUUUGUACUUUUUUCCAAACCCAAUGUUUUAAAACUAUUAAAACUGGCUAAACUGA
Messenger RNA from Myripristis murdjan (pinecone soldierfish), 2510 nucleotides. RefSeq names its product family with sequence similarity 76 member B (gene fam76b). The transcript is spliced from 10 exons. Gene Ontology annotation, cellular component: nuclear speck. Bases 458 to 1459 code for a protein of 333 amino acids. Lineage: Eukaryota; Metazoa; Chordata; Actinopteri; Holocentriformes; Holocentridae. The record is from RefSeq and is a predicted model, not a curated record.